Molecule: messenger RNA, 1225 nt
Organism: Anopheles stephensi (Asian malaria mosquito)
Lineage: Eukaryota; Metazoa; Arthropoda; Insecta; Diptera; Culicidae
Exons: 2
Coding region: 777-1121 (114 amino acids)
Source: RefSeq, a predicted model, not a curated record
GGUUGUUUUUUUCUUCAAGCAAAUAAUUACAAAGAAGCAGUUUUAAAUAGACCGGAUCGCUUAGUUUAACACUCAUUCACAAAUCAAUUCAUCAAGCGCUUCUCCAUUGUUCAAGCUCCGUAAUUUAUGUGCUCAUGCCCAAGUGACACCAGAGCAUGAUUGAUCGUCUGAAGGGAAUAAAGGGCUGCUUGUGGAAAGAAAAAAAUCGUAAGGCAAACUCUAAUUACCAGCCCAAGCGGUGUAAUUAUUUCUCAGCUAUCCGAUCCGAACCAAUGAAUAUUGAAUGUUUUUUCGAAAGGCGGCAAGAAAUGAAUAGCGUUGGGCUAGAUGUCUCGAAUGGAUGCGAGUGAGGGAAAAGUAAAAGCGAAGGAUUAUCGACGCCAUUCCAGCGUGUCCAUCCGUGCAUCGGUGUUGCGGUUUGCUUUGGUGACGUUCGAGCCGUGUUCUCACGGCUGACGUUGAUCGAUCGGUCGGGUCGAUGGAUUAGAAGCGGGAAGUUUUAGAGAUUUAGACCCCGCAGUUUGAAGCUGCCGAUCGAUGGCAUGAUGAGAAAUGUGACUCUCUCGAUAGAAAGCAUUGCAAUAUGCUAACCGGUAUGAUACAAAGUUGUUAAUUCGACCAUUUAUCUGGAAGCUGUCAUCAGGUGCUUAAUAUCUUUCUCUUUAGGGAUUGAUAGUUCAUAGAUAUUUAAAAUAAAUUUAAUUACGAUUGUUGAUUGUGGAAAUAAUUUCAACUCACCACCAGCAAAGACACAGCUUCCAGACACCACGCCUGCCAUGCUGAAGUCCCUGUCACUGUGCUCCCCGAAGAUCCCAAGGUCUUGGGAACCCGAUAAUGCCGCAUUGCGCUAUGCGAAGCUCGAACUACGCAUGCACGACGUUACCUCCGCAAAGCGCAAGGUCAUGGCGAACAUGAAUGCAGCAGCAUGGCUACCACCGGCCAGGCUCCAGGCACACCGAUCUCGAGCGAGAGAGAGAAAGAGCAAGACACGGAUGCUGGAGCGUUGGAACAAAGAAACAGAGAAGCGUCUCUUCCUAGCGUUGGACAUCGCUGAUAUCAUCGCCCAGGUGAAAGGAAUGCGUGUGGAAGAGAUUGCGGAAGCAAUAAUCGCAUGGACAUAAUUAAAACGAGUACUAGGUUUACCUUGGUUGUGAGAAAGAGAGUUACUGAGCCCAAGUCUAAAAAAGGGAACCCUUGGAGCUGAGGUUGAUGAUCUGGUUUUUAG